Anoplopoma fimbria (sablefish) is the source of this 1863-nucleotide messenger RNA. RefSeq names its product MAX dimerization protein 3 (gene mxd3). Lineage: Eukaryota; Metazoa; Chordata; Actinopteri; Perciformes; Anoplopomatidae. Gene Ontology annotation, biological process: regulation of transcription by RNA polymerase II. The coding region runs from base 141 to 740 and encodes 199 amino acids. The transcript has 6 exons. Gene Ontology annotation, molecular function: DNA-binding transcription factor activity, RNA polymerase II-specific; RNA polymerase II cis-regulatory region sequence-specific DNA binding; protein dimerization activity. The record is from RefSeq and is a predicted model, not a curated record.
UGCAACACGUGAACGCAGCCUCGCAGCAGCGCAGUGUUGGGGACGUAGAGCAGCGAGAGCUUCACCGACUUCAGGCUGCUGACGCUCACGCCGCAGUAGGUUGUUUACCCGCUGUUGUUUUAUUCCAACAAACACAAACUAUGGAUGGGACCGGCUGCAACAUCCAGGUGCUCCUUCGGGCUGCUGAGUUUCUGGAGAGAAGAGAUCGAGAGGCAGAACAUGGAUACGCUUCCCUCAUGCCUCUCAGUCCAGAUCACUCUGACAAGAAGAGUAAACAGAAGAGCAAAAAGAUAUCUGCUGGUGGCAAUAGGUCUGUUCACAACGAGCUGGAAAAAAACAGACGAGCUCAGCUGAGGGACUGCCUGGAGCAGCUCAAGAAGCAAGUCCCUCUGUCAUCUGACUCGAUGAGGAACACCACGCUCAACCUGCUGAGACGAGCCCAACUUCACAUUAAGAAACUGAAGGAGCAGGACGAGCGUGCGGAGCAGCUGAAGGGACGCCUGCGCUGGCAGCAGAGGGAGCUGCGGGUUCGGCUGGAGCAGCUGCAGAGAGGCACGGAGAGGAUGAGGAACGACAGCCAGGGGUCGACCAUGUCGUCUGAGAGGUCGGACUCCGACAGAGAGGAUGUGGAGGUCGACGUGGAGAGCAUCGUGUUCGACUGUCUGGACUCUGAUGGACUGAGCAUUACGCACACCGGUGCAGACCACUGUUACUCCAGCAUGGACAAAGCCUGGCUAUGACAGCAGAAAAACCAGUUUAGUCAUGUCACGUCACCAGGCGGACAGGAAGAGGAGAAAAACAUUCCAAAAACAAGCCGACGAAGGACGAUAAGGAAACAGAGGAUGUUACUGUACAAUUGAACACUUUAUUAUUAUUUUUUUACAGGAGUAACUUUUGAUAUUCCCUUUUCAAAAUAUGUCAGACAACAAGCAGAACAAUAAUGUCAUGAAUGAGCUGUGUUCAUUUGCACUGAAUAGCAGUUAAAAUCACUGGGCUGGGAAGGAUGUAACAUUACACGUAUAUAUUUUCUGUCAUCAACCAUUAAUGGCGAUUUCGUCCCUCAGCCACGAGGUGUCUGUAACAACUCAAACAGUUCUACUCAUUUAUCUUGAAGGGCUUUCUUAAAAUCCAAAUAAGGGCUUUUUAUUCAAACCUCUUAACUUAUUCUUGACUACAUUAUGUAUGUCUAUUCUGAAUUCUACCUUAAAUAAGAUUUUGUUUGGUAUCCCAUACAGCUUUUCUUUAGCACUAAGUUCAUAUUUCAGCAAUGCCAUGUGUAGCAUGCACUUAAACAUCAAUUUGUGCUAUCAUUGUCCUAUUAUGUAAGUUAAUGCAGUCACGUCUUUUUCUUCUGUUGCACAAAACCACCACACAUUGCACUUGUUUUUGUUUCAAAAAGAUUGUGGGUAUAUCAAAAUGAAAACUGAACAUAAAAAAAACUGGUCAUGUUUGCACAUUUAUAUCUGGCAAUUGAGCUAACUGUGGCAAAUAUUCAUUUAGCAUAUUUGUACACAAUUCAGUCUGUGAUCAAGUGCAAGAAUUUUGUUGCAUAUGGAGAGAGUACAAUGACAUUAACUGGUAUUCUUCUUAGAGGUGUGCAUUUUAACAACUGUUCACUUCAUUGCUCGUGUAUUUCUCACGUCAAUUAUGCAUGCACCACGGUCUGACAGGUUAUGUCAACUUGUAGUAAUUAUGCAAUUUAUGCUGUAUUACAAGUAUGUAUCAUAUUCAUUGCUAUAUAUUUAAUAACUGAAGGUGCUUUUCCCCUUCACUUUUGUAUGCAAUAUGCCUUAUUACCUUUUUAACAGUAUGUAUGCAUUCAUCUGUCUCUCCGCCCAGUAAUAUAAUGUAGCAUUUUUGUAC